AACAAAAAAAAAAAAUCAAUUUAUUUUUCUUAUAGCUAAAUCAAAAUUGUCCAAAGGAGAAGCAAAAAAAAGAAAAAAAUCCUUUGUGACAAUGGCUUCUUCUUCUUGUUGUUGGUCUUCAACAAUAAUUUACCCUAAAUGUUCUUCGAAGCUGUUGUUCAUCACCACCUGCGUACGUUAGCUUCAAUUGAAACGACCCCAAACAUUCAAAAAUAAAUCUUUUUUUGCAUCGUCAUGUCAAGAUUCUUUAGAAUAGCUAGUAUUAAAAGAGUUGCACAAUCCCUUGAAAAAAGUCAGAGAAGCACCUAUUUAGGAGAAAAACAUGGAUUGCUUGUUAGGCUUGGGAUAUGUUCUUCAAAGUACAGAUUUUAUGGACAACACACAUCUUCUGCUAGAGGAUAUGCUUCAUUUACUGGGCACAAAGUACAGAACAGUAUGUUCAACAAUUUUCACAAGAUACAGUCAGCCACUUCGUCGAGCAAUCCUAAAGCACAUCAUGCCCGACUUGCUUGGAGGAGGUUCUUACUGAUUUCUUUUUACAGGGGAAGAACUUCUAUUCCAUUAAGUAGAAUUGCUCAAGCAUUUAGUUUGGCUCUAUGCCGCUCUGCAGUUGUUGUUCCUGGUAUAUUUGCCUUACGAUAUGGAAAGAAUGUAGCAGUGGCAGAGGCAGAGGCCAUGCCGGUUGUGGACCUUUCCUCGCCAAGGAAUACAUUUUAUCUACGUGCACAAGAUAGUCAUGUCUUAUUUACUCGACUAAUCCUUUCAGCAUUUGAAGGUGCUGUUCUUUUGGUGAGAGCUUUUUAUUUGGCAAUCCUGUUCUCUCCAAGCAUUGCAAUGGCUCCAUUUGCAGAAGUCCUGGGACCCAGGUACAGGAAAAUAUGGCUUCAGGUUGUUCACCGGACUCUUGAAAGAGCAGGUCCAGCAUUUAUAAAAUGGGGCCAAUGGGCGGCUACACGGCCGGAUCUGUUCCCAAGAGAUUUGUGUGCUGAGCUGUCAAAGCUUCAUUCAAAAGCUCCUGAACAUAACUGGGCCUACACAAAAAAAGCUGUUGAAAAAGCUUUUGGUCGCAGGCUUUCCGAGAUUUUUGACAAUUUUGAGCAGACCCCUGUAGCAUCUGGAAGUAUAGCUCAAGUGCAUCGUGCUUCCUUGAAGUCUAGAUAUCCUGGUCGUGAGAACAAGCCCAUGAAAGUGGCAGUCAAAGUUAGACACCCUGGAGUUGGUGAAUCAAUAAGAAGAGACUUUGAGAUUAUCAAUAUAGUUGCAAAAUUGUCAGGGUUCAUACCAUCACUUAAGUGGCUUAGAUUGGAUGAAAGUGUCCAGCAAUUUGCUGUCUUUAUGAUGUCACAAGUUGACCUAGCAAGAGAAGCUGCCCAUCUAAGUCGUUUUAUUUAUAAUUUUCGAAGAUGGAAAAAUGUCUCUUUCCCUAAGCCUGUUUAUCCAUUAGUACAUCCUGCCGUGCUGGUGGAAACUUUUGAGGAAGGAGAAAGUGUCGCCCACUAUGUUGAUGAACUUCAGGGUCAUGAGCGACUUAAGAGUGCUCUUGCUCAUAUUGGAACUCAUGCCCUUCUCAAGAUGCUUCUGGUUGACAAUUUCAUGCAUGCAGACAUGCAUCCAGGAAAUAUUCUUGUCCGUGUACAACAGCACAAGUCCUCUCAGAAACAGAUAUUCAAGUCAAAGCCACAUGUGAUUUUCCUUGAUGUAGGCAUGACUGCUGAACUUUCUCAGAACGAUAAGUUGAAUUUGCUUGAAUUUUUUAAGGCUGUUGCUCGUCGAGAUGGUUCCACUGCAGCGCAGUGCACUUUAAAUCUAUCAAAAAAGCAGAAUUGCCCUAAUCCAGACGCCUUCAUUAAGGAAGUGAAAGAGUCUUUUGAUUUUUGGGGGACUCCGGAAGGAGAUUUAGUCCAUCCUGGGGACUGCAUGACGCAACUACUUGAACAAGUUAGGCGUCACAGAGUGAACAUUGAUGGCAAUGUGUGCACUGCAAUGGUUACAACUUUAGUCCUGGAGGGCUGGCAACGGAAACUUGAUCCAGAAUACAAUAUAAUGCACACACUACAGACGUUGCUUCUCAAAGCCGACUGGGCAAAGGAUCUUUCCUACACAAUCGAACAGGUCAUGGCUCCAUGAAACUUCCCUCAUGUUACUGCAAACGAAUUGUGAUAUACAAUACACAAAUGUAUAUUUUAGCCCCAAAAGACCAAAAAUCACGUCUCUAGUUUACAUUUUAACCGAUUAGAUAGCCACAUAUCUGCCUCACAAGAUUUUGUUAGUGAAAAGAAAUCUUCUAUAUAGAUAUCGAUCACCAAUAAUACUGACCUUCGGGAGCUUUGACACUUGCGGCAACAAUGGCAAAAGGAAGUGUAGUAUCUUCCUUCGUUAAUUCAUUGAUUUUUCGUUAUCUUUUUCUCCUUUUUCUCAUAUUAGUUUCGUCUAGGGAAAAAGGAGGACGAAGACGUUAGAAUUUUGUUCUCAUCCCUACAGUUUUCCUCUCAAUGUAUGUAAUUUUUCUUGUUUUUGUUGUGCUUUAUUAUUCAAUAUUAGAAGAAAAAAAGAUAAAUUUUGUGUGAA
This is a messenger RNA of Solanum pennellii, 2568 nucleotides long. Its product is annotated as probable serine/threonine-protein kinase abkC. The coding region runs from base 235 to 2127 and encodes 630 amino acids. The record is from RefSeq and is a predicted model, not a curated record. The transcript has 5 exons. NCBI's taxonomy places the organism in Eukaryota, Viridiplantae, Streptophyta, Magnoliopsida, Solanales, Solanaceae.